AUGACACCUAAGUGGUUCACAAUCCAAACUUUUCUGAGAGGUUCUUCAGUUGUAGUUUUGGCACCCACAAGUGCAGGUAAAACUCUGAUUGCUGAAGUUGCGGAUGUUGCUACAGUAGCUAGAGGAAAAAAGAUUGUUCUACACUACUCCUCUCAAGAAACACAACAGGGGAUAUUUGACGCGGUUUUGAAGGGAUACAUAGACUUUGAGUCGGACCCGUGGCCUCUUAUAUCUGACAGUGCAAAGGAUCUUAUUAGGAAGAUGUUAUGCUCUCGACCUAAAGACCGCCUAACUGCUCAUGAAGUUCUAUGUCAUCCUUGGAUUUGUGAAAACGGUGUUGCUCCUGAUAGAGCACUGGAUCUAGCUGUUCUUUCUCGUUUGAAGCAGUUCUCUGCAAUGAACAAGUUAAAGAAAAUGGCUUUGCGGGUUAUAGCCGAAAGCCUAUCUGAAGAGGAGAUUGCUGGUUUGAGAGAGAUGUUCAAAGAAAAAGAUAAGGUGGAUAAAGAUACUAUGCUCGAUAGGAUGUCACAAAUUGAAGCUAUGUUAACAAGUACAAUUCGAAGAUAGGCUACAAACACUUGGUUUUAAAUGUUUCAAUGUUUAUCAUAUUAGGAUAAUUUUAGUUAUAUGAUGUUUUAGCUGGUAUUUCUAUUAGAAUGUUUUAUAUGCUUUUAAUACAGAGAUGUUUUAUAUAAUUUUGGGUUUUCGUGAUCUUA
Helianthus annuus (common sunflower) is the source of this 716-nucleotide messenger RNA. RefSeq names its product calcium-dependent protein kinase 4-like. The coding region runs from base 1 to 567 and encodes 188 amino acids. The transcript is spliced from 5 exons. The record is from RefSeq and is a predicted model, not a curated record. Gene Ontology annotation, biological process: protein autophosphorylation; intracellular signal transduction; peptidyl-serine phosphorylation. Gene Ontology annotation, molecular function: calcium/calmodulin-dependent protein kinase activity; calmodulin binding; ATP binding. NCBI's taxonomy places the organism in Eukaryota, Viridiplantae, Streptophyta, Magnoliopsida, Asterales, Asteraceae. Gene Ontology annotation, cellular component: cytoplasm; nucleus.